Molecule: messenger RNA, 627 nt
Organism: Filobasidium floriforme
Lineage: Eukaryota; Fungi; Basidiomycota; Tremellomycetes; Filobasidiales; Filobasidiaceae
Product: 40S ribosomal protein S6
Exons: 3
Coding region: 1-627 (208 amino acids)
Biological process (GO): translation
Cellular component (GO): ribosome
Molecular function (GO): structural constituent of ribosome
Source: RefSeq, a predicted model, not a curated record
AUGGAGAAGAGGAUGGCCCAGGAAGUCCCGGCCGACUCUCUCGGUGACGAGUGGAAGGGAUACGUCUUCAGGAUCACUGGAGGAAACGACAAGCAGGGUUUCCCCAUGAAGCAGGGAGUCCUCCUCCCCCACCGAGUCCGACUCCUCCUUGCCGACGGUCACUCGUGUUACCGAGCCCGACGAGACGGCGAGCGAAAGAGGAAGUCGGUCCGAGGUUGCAUCGUCAACUCCGACAUUGCCGUCCUCUCCGUCGUCAUCGUCAAGCAGGGAGACAACGAGAUCCCCGGUUUGACCGACACCGUUUUGCCCAAGCGUCUCGGACCCAAGAGGGCCACCAAGAUCAGGAGGUUCUUCAACUUGAGCAAGGACGACGACGUCAGGAAGUUCGUCAUCAGGCGUGAGGUUACCGGCAAGGCCGAGGGUGCCAAGCCUUACACCAAGGCUCCCAAGAUCCAGAGGCUCGUCACCCCCAUGAGGUUGCAGAGGAGGAGGCACUUGAGGAGCUUGCAGAAGAGGAGGACCUUGGCUCAGAAGGAGACUAUCUCGGAGUACCACGCUUUGGUUCACAAGCGUGCCGCCGAGAAGAAGGAGCACAACGCUGCCGUCAAGGCCGCCCACAAGAAGUGA